Porites lobata is the source of this 5752-nucleotide messenger RNA. The record is from the annotation of a GenBank genome assembly. NCBI's taxonomy places the organism in Eukaryota, Metazoa, Cnidaria, Anthozoa, Scleractinia, Poritidae.
AUGGCGGCCUCAAAGCUCGAAAUCAAUUUCCGCCGUCUUUUGGAACGCUGCGAAGCGAUGGCCUCAGAAAUCCAGGAGAAUAAAGAAAACGUUAGCUGGAAGUUGGAAAAAGUGAGUUAUAGCAUUCAUCAAAAAAUUGUUUUCUACUGUUACCUCUCUAGGAUUUGAACAAACUGUCGACCCCAGCUGCCUGGUCGGGUUUGUAACAAUUUUUCACCGUUUUUCUACUCCAUAUUGCAGUAUGUUUUAACGUUACAGAGGCAAGCUGCCGAACUAAAAAAGUCAGGAAGGUUAGUUUUUAAAUGCAAAGUAAUAAGAUAAAAUUUAAACGAGCAAUACGUCAAUGUAAAAUAGUGCUUUUAAGUAAUAAGCUUAAAACAGCUGAUACAGGUAGUCUUUACUCUGACGGGUCUUAAUGUCGGGUCGAUUGUAUUUAUUAUUAAUAUUUUAGUCAUCACAACAGAGCUUUUUUAUUAGUAUCUGACCCAGUUAAAUAAAGGAGGAGAAAGUUUUUUCAUAUUAAAGGAAAGAGUUCAACGUCUUGGUAUACCGACAAUGGACGUAGCUAGUUCAUUGUUUAAUUUUCGUACCCCAAUAUGGCGGACUGAAGUAUACCUGUAUCGUACAAACGCGCAAUAAUGACAAUCUAAUUAAUUGAUAUCAACUAAUCUGGCAACAGAAACCAGACCCAUAUGCACAUUUCUCCUGUUACCGUAUGUGUGUAGUAACUGUUAAACUUUUAUCAAAUAAAAGUGAACGUCUCUUUUACAGUGCAGUAAGUAAACUCAUCCAUAACCUGGAUUAGACAGGACUCCAGGCUUAAACAUAACUUUUCUUGACUUUGUCGGCUUCAGUUUGGCGUAAAAACAAGGUGGGGGCCCGCACCCCUUGGCACCUUUUCCUAGAUCCUGCGACCAAACUGUCAGUGAAGGAAGAAACUCACUGGUGUCAGCAGACAUUCACUUUUUUUUAUUACAUUUACUAUUUAUGUGAUAGAAACCACUCUUAAGUGGACAUUCAUAGUUGACUGAUCUCUGAGGUUCAUUCGUCUAUCAGUAGCGUAAAGGUAGACAUCUCCCGUUGGUAGAAGGCAUUGGUUGGCUGGCCUGAGCUAAAUUUAUGUUGUCUGUCAGUAUUCAACAUUUUGAAAGGCAGAUGACAUGUGUCUCUAACGUACUGUAGGCACCAGUGGUCAGGGAUGUAGAUAAUAGCCGGGAACCAGGAAAAAUACCCGGGUGUCAGCAUAAUUUUUCCAGCUGAAAAAAAUGCGGUGUUUAAAAAGGCAACUGUUUUCUUCUCAUGUUAUCUGCCCAUCAAAUGCCAUUUCCCAUCUGUUAUAAAUUUAAGCUACAUCCCUUGUGGUUGUUGGCUGGUAACAGCUUCCAAGUUUCACUUUUUUGUCACUGUGUAACUAAAACUUUCUUCAAUUCAAAGCAAACAUUCUUAUGGUGAAAAAAACUCUAAUGAAGAUUCCGGAGGUUAACUGAUUUUUCACCUCACCAAUAAGUAUAGCCAGCAUUUUAGGUUAUGCCUCUUAUGAUUAAAGAAGUGUACCUUUUCAAAAACUGGGAAAUCAAAAUAUUUUGGUUCCAUCAGCUUGUCGAGUCAUGUGUAAAAUACAGUUUUUGAAAUGAUAAAAAUGUUGAAUUUUAAUUUUUUUUCUCCCAUUUACUUGAAGUAAUCAAAAUAUUAAAUAUGUUUUAUCUUGUAACAGCAAACCAAGUCCAGACACAAUGACUGAAUACAACAAGAAAGUAGAGUUCCUUAAAGGUUUAAUAGAAACACAGAAAAUGGUGAGACAGGGAUCAAUGUUUUGAAAUCUUAAGAUGCGCAUCUGUUGUUGCAUUCAAAUGGGAAAAAUUAUUGUUUAGGAAUAGCUAAGAAAUGCUUGUCAUCAGAGAAUAUACAAGUACAAUAAAUUGUAUAUCGUUUGUAUGUUAACUAUUUACUGCUGGUUGAAUGUAAGUGUUGACACGAGAUAAAAAAACAUGUUCUAAUAGGGUGCCUGACUUGCCGUUAAAGCAAACUGUCACACCAAAGGUAAGUUGUUUGUAUGUUUUCGAUUGGCAUGGUCUGCUCACAUUCCAUUUACGUUUACACAUGACCUUCCAUACAUUGUCUCUGUUUUAUUUACGUGAGUAAAACUUAUAUGCAUAUGCACAUGAAAAUUAUGGGACAGUGGAAAUCCACCAUCAGUCAUAAGGGGAAAAUCCAGGCACCCUUCAAUUUCUACUGGCUCUGACAAUAUCAUGAUAAUUUAGGUUUGUUGGAAGCUCUCAAAUUCUCCUUUCCAAGGGUUUGUUCCCUUUAAAUUUCAAUUGCAGUUGAAUACAAGUGUAGAUCCAUGUAAAAUAAGACUUACCUUCACUUUGUUUUGUAGAAAUCACCAACAGAAAAACUUCUCGCCAGUCGGCAGUUAGUGCGUCCACUGAGUCAAACAUCCAAUGCGCAGACCACAGAGGUGGACAAAGGACGAACAGUAAACAGAGCACAAGAACUUCACAUCAGGGCAAAGUCACAGAUUAAUAAAGAGAUGAGAAGUGAACUUCUGGGAGAAGGUGAGAACAAUGCAGCUUAAUUUCACUUCUGAUAUAAUGCACUUGUAAGUUAGUUUAUUUGAUAUUUUUGUUAUUUUUGUAAGGAUCAUGCACAGUACUGGCUUACAAUCCUCGACACAUUACAAAGGUUUUCUUAGCCCAAUAUUUUCACAAAACUAAGGACUUUCAGGGCACCUUACCACGGCACAUUCAUUUUGGCUUGUUUUUGGGCAUUUGAGACAUGAAAUACUUUGGUUUUUAAAAGUAAAUUGAAUAAUAAAUUUAAUUAAUUUAUUAGUGUUAAAAGUUAACAAGGAACCUUGCUUAUUUUCCAGACAAUAAGAAAGACAGUCAUGGAGUGCGAAACAGGUGACUGAUUAUAAUUAUUUUACUUGCAUAUUACUAGUUUGGUCGACCCUCAGUCGCUGAACAAAAUAUAACUGUUUAUUUUAAAAUCCCCCAUAAUCACUCUGUUUGCUCCCAAUGCAACACUUGGCAUAAACUAUAGUCUUCAAAUGCUCCUGGGAGAACUGUGUAAUUCCAAGGGCUUUUGCGAACAAAAACUUUAUUUAUAGCAAAGCCUCAAUCGGUGAUAAAAUUGUUGAGACAUUGUACUCAAAUAGGGUAACUUCAGAGAACAAAAGAAUGCACACCCUUCCCCCUUACACAAUUCAAAGUUGGGGUGUUUGUUGUUUUCUGUACGUAGCUUGAACAGCAGCACAACAUUGCAUGGAGGGGAUGGGGGAGGAAAAGCUUUAUUUUCAUCUUUUGAAGUCAGUAAAACCUCAGAAAGCUGAUUUUGUCACCAAUUGUAGAGAGGCAAACAGGGUGUAUUAUGUGGAAACUCCAAAAAUAAAAGUCAGUGGAAAAAAAAUCCCUGAUAGCAAGUCAGUAUGACUUUGUAAGUAUGUACUGGUGUCAACUUAAUAUUUUCUGCAUCAUGAAUUGUUGGUUAGUGUUGAACAAUCUGCCUUUUAUAGCCUGUGUUCCAGCUCCUUCCCACACAUUGUCUAAACCCUCAGAGUGUGUUCCAUUUGAAUGAUCCAAAUAAGGAUCAGUGACUUGUGAUCACUCAGAAUAUAGCACAUCAAAGGACUCAAUGAAUCAACCCUGGGAAAGGAUUCAUCAGUUCACUUGAUGUGCUAUUGCCUAGUUUCAAAUUGAGAGGUGCUGGAUAUGAGUCGGUUUAUCAUGGGCUAAACAACAUGAGAACUAUAUAGUCAGAAAGAGCAAAAUACCAACAUUCUCAAGUUUGGUGUUUAUUGGGCCUAUAUUGAAUGAUAUAAAUAGAUGUACGGACGAUGUGACCGGCAAUCCAUACAUGUACAUCUCUUAUAAAAGUGAUUUUCAAGUUUACCGAUAGCUGUAUCUUGUUCGAUAUUGGCGCGAUCGACACCAAACUUCACAUAUUUUAUAAACUGACUCAUACCCAGCCCCUCUCCAUUUGAAACUAGGCAAUGGCUGAGUGAUCUAUGACCUGGAUCAUCCCAAAGGAACUCACCCUUAGUCUAUACAGGCAGUGCAUGUAGCGUCUGCCAUGCAGGCUACUUGUUUUUGACAAUCUUUUUUCUUGAAGAUUAACAGGCAACAAGAAAAGUGAUGCAAAUGAUGAAAGCAUUGACUCAGUUCUACAAUACCAUCAGAACUUACAAGAAAAUAUAGCAGAGGAAAUGAUAAAAAUGGCUCAGCAUAUAAAACAUACAUCUGUCAUGGCCAGAAACAUUAUUAAAGAAGAUAACAAGGUUACGUUUCAUAACAGUAAAUAACAAAUUAUUGGAUGAGGUCUUUUCCGAACAUCUGAAACAGACUAGGUCAAGUAAAUGUUAUUGGCUGAAGCUGAUAACUCUUACUGAGACUUUGAUUAUUGCAAAUACCAUAUUUCCUUGAAUAAUAGCCGUCCCUGAAUUAAUCGCCUCCCUUGAAAAAUCGCCCCCUUUGACGGAAGUGUUUAAAAUAAUCACCUCCCCCACCUCUGUGGGUUACUCACUAGGGACAGCCAUUGUGGAACUUGGAGGGUGGAGCUAAAGUGGAGUCUGAUUCAGCAAAACUGAUCAGUGAUGACUCAAGCACUGAUGCCACAGAAAUUGACAGCAACAUUAAUCAAGGAACCAAAUUUGGAACACUUUAAAUGCCAAUGUUCUUUUAUCUGAUGUGAUUAUUAUUUUUUUAUUUAAUGGGAAAAUAGAACAAAUAUUAAUAGGGCACGACUUCUAGUCAGCAAUAUUUGAAAUAGUCGCCUCCCUCGAAUAAUCGCCCCCUUUUUGUGCGAAAAAAGAAAUAAUCGCCCCCAGCUAUUAUUCAAGGAAAUACGAUAUCCCAAAAACCAAAUCCAAUAAGAAUUGUUUUAUUAUACAUGGUUGUCCUUGAAUACCAAGCUUGGUGCACACAAUUUGAAGGCUGUCAUAAAUAUGAUCAGCUACCAAGGUGACCCCUGGCCUACUGUAUAAAUUUAAUAGAAUAAAAAUAGAACCAAGUGAAAUGUGUACCUGUUUGAUUCCCUGUCUGCUUGUUUCCUGCAACUUGAAAUCUUAGUGACAGCCAUAAAUUAUAAAUUUGUAUCACUAAGUUUCUUUACUAUUGUAGAGACGAAUUACCCAAAUUUUGGGCAAAACCACUGCCAAGAAUGUGAAAUACGAGCAGUAUUCAAAACAAAGGUUGUUAAUGUGGACUUAAGUAAAGGCUUUAAACCGGCUCAUAUAAAGGAUAAUGCCUGACCCCUAAGGCCUUGUUAAAAAUAAUGACCGAGCGCCUGAGGUCAUUAUAUUUAACAAGGCCUUGGGCCAAGGGCUAUUAUUUAAUGUACUUUUCCACUGUUUUAGAACCAGCAAGUCAUAAAUAAGGAUCUCCUGUUCUACCUCAGUGACCUGGGCUUUAAUUUAUUAAAAAUAAUAACUAAUGUUCAAAACAAAUAGAUAUGUGCGUUAAUAACAAGGAAGGCGUAUUUACAAAUUGGUCAUUUUAGGAAGGCUCCAUGUACAGACAACAGAGAUAAACUUUGAAAAACUUACUGUUUAAUUUUGUGUUCUGUUUUUUAGACCUUGGAGCAGUCAACAAAGCUUGCAGAUUCAAAUUUUGAGAAACUUCAACGAGAAUCAGAAAGACUUGAGGAAUUAACACAGACACCAUGUUCCUGGUGGAUCUGGAUUAUGAUAAUUACAGUUUGUAUUGUGUUUAUGUGGAUGAUUAUAUUUAUUAGACUUUUUCCAAAGAAGUGA